Molecule: messenger RNA, 1303 nt
Organism: Medicago truncatula (barrel medic)
Lineage: Eukaryota; Viridiplantae; Streptophyta; Magnoliopsida; Fabales; Fabaceae
Exons: 3
Coding region: 17-1075 (352 amino acids)
Source: RefSeq, a predicted model, not a curated record
GGUAAAGAAAAAAAUAAUGAUGGAUAAUCUUAGGCAAACCCUUGGGAGUUUUGCAAUGGUAGCAUUACUCUUUAUUGGUUUUAUUUUCCUUUACCAUUGGUCUUUCUCAUCUUUCUCCACCCAAUUACUUCUAUCUCACAAUGAACCACUCUGCCAGCAGCAAUCAAACAUGAGCACCUAUGUUAAUGAAUCAUAUGGAGAUGGUCUUGACAAAGCUUUAGCCAAAGCUUCAAUCAGAAAUAACAAAACGGUGAUAAUUGCUAUGGUAAAUAAGGCUUAUGUAGAACAAGAUGUAAAUGGUGAUACCAUCACUAUGUUUGAUCUAUUUUUAAGCAGUUUUUGGCUUGGAGAAGGAACAAGAUCUUUGAUUGAUAAUCUUCUUAUUGUAGCCGUUGAUCAAACGGCCUACGAUCGAUGUCAAUUUUUGAGGUUGAAUUGCUAUAAAUUGGAGACAGAUGGUGUUGAUUUUGAAGGUGAAAAAAUCUACAUGUCUCAAGAUUUCAUCAAUAUGAUGUGGAGAAGGACUUCUUUCCUCCUGGAAGUUCUAAAACAUGGCUACAACUUCAUUUUUACGGACACUGAUGUAAUGUGGUUAAGAAAUCCAUUUAAAAAAUUGAGCAAGAAUGAGACUGAAGAUCUUCAAAUCAGCACAGACUCAUACCUUAAUGAUCCUUGGUCAGAAAAACAUCAAAUAAAUACUGGAUUUUACUUUGCGAGGUCGAAUAACAAGACCAUAUCUUUGUUUGAAAUAUGGAAUGGAAUGAAAGAUAAUUCCACAGGAAAAAAGGAGCAAGAUGUGCUUCUUGACCUCAUUGGAGGUGGUAUAAUUGGACAUUUGGGACUAAAUGUUAGGUUCUUGGAUACUCUCUAUUUUAGUGGAUUUUGUCAAGAUAGUAAAGACUUUAGGGAAGUGACCACUGUUCAUGCCAAUUGUUGUCGAAGCAUAGCUGCAAAGGUGGCUGAUUUAAAGGCAGUCCUUCAUGAUUGGAAGCAAUUUAGGAGGUUAGACUUAGAGGUUAACUCUACGAUAAAUAUCAAUUGGACAAGUCACCAAUGGUGUUUGAGGUCUUGGUGAUGACCUAACAGAACUAUGUGUCAAUCAUCAACUAAUAAUUGUUUAUUAGUUGAAUAAUGAUAUUUACAUAUGCAUUUCUAUUUUAUGUAUUCUAAUCUAAAAUAGGCAUUUGAGCUUGUGAGGCAAAUAGGUUAAAUUUACAUUUCAAGAUAGUUUAGUUAUCGAUGAGCUAAAACAUCAAAUGGACCAUUAUGGUUGGCAUUAUUGAAGCACUUUGUUCCAAUGUCA